Fusarium odoratissimum NRRL 54006 is the source of this 234-nucleotide messenger RNA. RefSeq lists its product as uncharacterized. The transcript has a single exon. Bases 1 to 234 code for a protein of 77 amino acids. The record is from RefSeq and is a predicted model, not a curated record. Lineage: Eukaryota; Fungi; Ascomycota; Sordariomycetes; Hypocreales; Nectriaceae.
AUGGGAAUGCACCCCAAGAGAUUGUGGGCAGCAUGGCUAAAACUGGACGGAGUCCGGACGACAUCUGUGCUAUUCCCCCAGCUGGGACAGGCCAGCUCAGCAUACCGUAGGGAACCCCAAGCACCAGACCACAUUCGUGUUUCAAAGCAAGCUGUCAAGACUUGUGGCAACUUUGGCAGCGGCAAGUUCUGGGGCUUGUCUGACCAAGGGCUUGACGCAGUGAAACAUUACUAG